Messenger RNA from Didymosphaeria variabile, 912 nucleotides. RefSeq lists its product as uncharacterized. The record is from RefSeq and is a predicted model, not a curated record. The transcript has 4 exons. NCBI's taxonomy places the organism in Eukaryota, Fungi, Ascomycota, Dothideomycetes, Pleosporales, Didymosphaeriaceae. Bases 1 to 912 code for a protein of 303 amino acids.
AUGGGCUCCCUUGAGUACGGCAAAGAUGGUGACACGAACAUCGCCAUGGAAAACGUCGGUGCGGAAUCAACCGAACCCUUUCGUUUCAUGGAUCUGCCCAAGGAGGCUCGACUCAUGGUCUACGAGCGUAUUCCCGUUACCACCAAGACUUACGGCGCUUCGCUUGGUGAGGAUCGACCCGUAGUGCAACAUCCUGAGAGGGUACGGAGCGACGGCAGACUCAUCCUUGUCCACAAGACACUACCCACAGGUAUCCUCCGUGUCUCGAAGGCGGUCCACUACGAGGCGCGCCCCAUUGUGAGGGCCAAACUGAAGGACCAGGAGGUAUGGGAUCCGAGGAGCGCGAUCCAUGGGGGGGACGCUUCCGAAAAUCGUGACAGCUUCGCGGAAGCUACCGCCAGUGCCACGAAUAUCCCCGAUAAAAAGGUCGAAUCCGACAUCAUGCGGCGUUUCGGCAGACAACUGAGAAACCGCCGUAAAUACCUGCCCCGGUCCCAGAGAGAAUGGAUAACAGUAGAGGUGGCCUGCGUCGGUGCCACCGAGUUCAGCUCCGAUCUUCUUCAGUUACUCUUGCGUCUCAGAUUGCGUGAAGCCGUUGAAAUGCUUGGCGACAAACGGCUGGAUAUUGCCAUCGCGCUGCGCAUGGUGCCAUCUUUACCCGGAACACUUACCGAAAAGGAGGAGCAGGAUAUAUUUCAAUUUGUGGACGAGAUGCCAGCGUCACAAAUGGCAGCGUGGAGUGUGUUCGGUGAUCGUGGAGGUCAUGAACCCUGGUUCGAAGAGUCGACUCCCAUCAUCAAGGGUCGACCAAUCGAGCAGCAUGAGUGGGAAGAAGAAUGGGAGGAAGGAAUGCAUUUCCGCGAGCAUGGCGCAGAUAUUGCUGCGGCUGGAGUGCAACAUAAAGAGGUCUAG